AAUCGUUUAACCGAGUCGUUUAGCGACUCAAAUGAUUCAAAUACGUAAUCUCUAACGAAUAGUCAUUUAAAUGUCCCAAAAUUGCGUUAUCCCUUAUCUAGAUGCACAGUAGGUGUGUGUGCCAGUUUCACCCGGAUUGAGAGGGACGAAAAGUCUCUGGCGCUGUUUGUUUUUUUCCCCCCAGGUAGCAGCUAACGGAAGCGGAAAUUAUCCCUGGAUUCGGGGAGUCUCAGCUUCCAGUCGUCCCCGCCAACCAUCCAUCCACUCGUCCAUCCAUCCACCUUCUCAAAGAAUUGUAGGUAAAACACCAGGUACCAUGACCCAGUCAAUGAUUCGUAGAACCCUUAAGAAUCUCGUUCAGAAUUUCUCUGAGGCUGAGGUGAAGGUGAGAGAGGCGACCUCUAAUGACCCCUGGGGGCCGUCCAGCUCACAGAUGGCGGACAUCUCGGAUCUGACCUACAACGUGGUGGCGUGCAACGAAAUUAUGGCAAUGUUGUGGAAGCGCCUAAACGAUGACAAAAACUGGAGACAUGUAUACAAGUCUUUAACACUACUAGAGUAUCUCCUGAAAACCGGUUCUGACCGCAUUCCAAAGCAGAGUCAGGAGAACAUUCAUGUUAUUAAACCUCUAAUAGAGUAUCGCUUCACGGACAAGGACGGGAAAGACCAGGGUGUGAAUGUCAGGGAGAAAGCCAAGAUAGUGAUGCUACUUAUACAAGAUGAGGAGAAACGUAAAGAAGAAAGGGAGUUUGCCAUGAAGACUAAGGACAAACUGGCAACUGCCUCCUCAGAGGCCAGUGACAAAGUAAAGACUGAGAUUCCUCCCUAUACGGGGCUGCCAUCUUUAGACAACAUCCCCUCAGUGGCAGAUUUGACAGCCAGCAUGGAAAAGAAAAGAGAAGAGAAGAGGAUACUAGAGGAAAAGAAGAAAGAGGAAGAGAGACGUGCAAAGGAAGGCGACACAGAGCCUGAUCUGUGGGAACAAGCAGCAACAGCAGCACCUCCUGCCAGCUCCGAUCCCUGGGGAGCUCCAGCUGAUGCUCCAGAAGCCGUAGGUCCUACUAUGAAUGACCCGUGGGGCACAGCAACAAAUGACACCCAAGAUUCAAAUAUGGGUUCCAGUGAUCCUUGGGGUGAGUCGGCGGAUAAAGUGAAAGACACCGCUAAUCCUUCCAACGAUCCAUGGGGUGAUUUACCAGAUGAGAAGAUAUCACCUCCUGCCAAAAAUUGUCCAUGGGGUGACUCAGCAGACCCUACAGAAGACAAAGGUUCAGUUACUAAUGACCCCUGGGGCAUGUCAAAUGACUUGUUAUCAAAUUCACAGCCAACAAAGACAGAUCUUUGGGGUGCAGUUUCUGCAGAGGAGUCUGCUUCUACAGCGUCAGACCCCUGGGAGCCACCAUCAAAGCCACCUAUGGCUAAGUCAGAUCCAUGGGGUGGGGACAAUGGAACUUCAGCUGUGUCAUCCACUGAUCCAUUUAGUGAAGGGCCCAAAACUGACAAGGACCCAUGGGGCACAUUAGCCUCUUCACCACUUCCAACUAAUGAUCCCUGGGGUGCUCCAGCAACUCUCACUGAUGCAUCAGCAAAUGCUGACCCCUUUGGUGAUGGAGGAAACUCGGAUACUUGGGGGGCUCCUGCAGAGAGUGACGUAUCCUUAUCUGUGCCCACUGAAGACUCCAAAAAGCCAUCUAGUUUCUUGGGGGAAGGAGCCUCAUUGGUGGAUCUCGACUCUCUCAUGUCGAGAGGGAAUUAAAUUACCCGAAUGUCUACUUUGGGCCCUUCAGAUUUAUAAAUAAUGUUUUGUGGAUAGAUGUUAUCACUGUAGGUGUAACUGUCCUCUUUUUCCCUUCCGUUUUCAUUUCUCCCAUUUCUCUGCUUUCUGUUUUCGUUUCUUUCUCUCCGCUUCCUCCCAUCUUGCCCUUUUUGCUUUGUAUUAAACCAACGUCCAAUGGUUGCACCAUAUCAAAUGGCACCGUUGGGGUGUUUUUCCAUUUUCCAUCCGAAAUGUUGUUUUUUAUUUUAUUUAUUUACCCCGUGACGGUCUUCUUUGAUCUUCUCUUGCAUGCUUAAACCCAUCAGAUCACCUUCUUUAGUUUGCUCCUGCAUAAAAAAGGAUAUACAGAAUGGUACAACCCAGCACUAUGGAUGCCUUAAAGGGGAAAUGCCAGUGUUAUCACCUGGAGAGUUCUCUAGGAGUCUCCACAUAGUUUGGGGGACCAGAACGAUGAAAUCUGUGAGGGGAUAUUUAAUUAUUUUUUUUAUUUUUUAGUUUUCCACUCAUCCAUAGACAUCUAACUUUCACGCAUUACCUUACUUAAUUCCAGCUUAGAGCCAACUGAGUCUGUGUAUAUGUGACAAUAUUUAAAAUCAAUAAGCAGCAAUAUGCUUUACGUGUAGCCUUGUUUUCCCACUGUGGUAGUGUGGAAAUUAUGAAACUUGGUUUACUGUUCUUGGGCUUUCUCAUUUAGUGUUCUUUUAUGGCAUUAGUGACAUAUCUGACAAGUACAGUUGCAAGUUUUAGCAUAAAUAUUGGUUUGUUUGUUUUUAUUUAUAUGGAUAAAUUUUUAUAAUUUAAUCUGGUGAGACUUUGGCUCAUUGAAAGCUAAAACACCUGAAGCCCUGAUUAACUUUCACUCUAGAGGCAUAGAUUAAAUCUCUCCAUGACCACAGUGGACUUGUGCCAUAGGAGGUUAUCGAUGUAUCAGUAUAUAUCAAUACUCGAUAUAUCAGACAGUAUAUAGAAGGGUAUUCACUAGAGGUCGACUUGGAUUUUACGGAUCAGAUUAUACAGUAUCUGUAAAAUGGGCGGUACCUGCCGAUAACCGAUUAAUCAAUCGAUAGUUUUUAAAAUUGAUACCGAAUGAAAACAUAACAAUCAAAAUAUUGCUGAAGUUUAUUACAAAAAGAAACAGUACUGACUACCAUGAAAAUGUACUGAACUUUUUUUAAAUGAAAUAAAUAUAUAAAUAUUAAUAUAUUAACUAUUAAUACAUAUUAAAGUAAAUAUAAGAUAUUUAUCCAAACUGAACCAAAAAGUAACACUCCAAAUAAAAAUAGAGACACAAAAUCACUUCGAAUAACACAACAAAAUUAGUCAGCGAUUGUUUUUAUUUUGCCUCUAGAGGCCGCUCUUGUACUGUAUAAUGACAGCGGACCCUUCUCAGCCGCUCGGCAAUGGACACAACCGGGAAACACUAUCGAUGUGGGUUUUUGACGAUAACCCAAUAGUUACAGCAAUCCAUGAUCAGUGACGAUUAAUCGGCAAAACCAAUCAAUCAGUCGACAUCUAAUAUGCACAGGGAAUUUUAGUGGAAAAUUCAAUGCUAUAUUUUCAUAGAAAGUUUUCGCUCACCCGCAUGGCCCCAAUGUUCCUCAUCAAGUCCAUCGUGAAAUCGGGAGCUUGUUGUACAAGGUUAACUAAAUGUUUUUCAACAUCUAUGUGACAUUCUAUAUCCAAAAUAGGACGCAACAAAAAAAAAUAUACUCUGAAGACAGUGUCAAAGUUUCAGAGAUGCUUCUACAUGGCACAGAAAGUAAGAGUACGAAAGCAGUUGAAACACUUCAUCUGUUUUCAGGAAGGUUAAGUUAGAAGAAUUUACUGUUUCUAAGCAGUUGUGUAUUUAUAUACAUGUAUAUUCUAGUCUGAUUUUGGAAACUCAAAUAUUUAUGGAAAAUCAAAGAGUUACAGAAUUCAUUACCUGUCUAUAUAGGAAUUCUUUCUUAAUAACUGCCCUUUUACAACAUAACAAAAUAAUCUGGAUUUUUUUUUCUCCCUUUAAUCCUUGCCAGAGCCACGCUAAACCAUCGUCAUAUGUUUUAGAGUCAACUGUAAAUUGUAAGCCACACAGUUUUGACAACACGUUUAUACUGUUGAACUGGUAUUAAAAAGAAAGUUGAGUUGACGUUCUCAAAACUUGACGCAAGAUUCCUGCAGUAUUGAUUUCUCCUAUGUAAACGUCUCACUGUUGACAGCUGAUGCCAUGCUAAAGCUGUUUGCUUUUCACCCUUCACCCAGGCUGGUAGCCUCACUACUUUAUAUAUCAAGUGCUUUAUAAUCAGUUAAACUGUUUUGAUAGAGCUGUAUAGUAACACUGAUCAACGCAAUUUUUAUUUCUUAAUCUGCCCAAUAAGCAUUUUAAUCCAAGAGAUUAUAUAUCUGUCUGUUCUUGUCUAUUAGGGAGAAACCAAACAAAUGAAACCAAAUUGUUUGAGAACACAUUUGUCAGACCAUUUCCUGUUUUGCUUUUUCAGUUAGCUAUUUUUCAAAUGCAGGAGAUGUGACCUCAGCGAAGGAUUUAGCUUAAUUUUCCAUUAAUUUAUCAAGAUGUCACCUGUUUUUGUAACACAGGGUGCCUUAUAUCCUGUGUAGGUUAUUAUGUUAACCAAAGUACAACUUACUGUCGACUGUAUGGCAGGUGUUUGGUAUAACUAUUGAGUUAAUACACCUAGUAAAGUAGUCAAUCUUUAAACCUGCACAUUCUGCAUUGUGCUGUCUGAAUGAGCAACUCAUUCAUUUUCAAAUUUCAAAUUAGCAUUGAAUGACGUAUUCAAAUGUAAAAAAAAAAAAAAAAUCCAUAUUUUGUCAUUGAGACAAGACAUUAUCUUUAUUUAUUUAUUUAUUUAUUUAUUUAUUUAUUUAUUAUGCUUUUGUAUCUUAUUAAUGCUGGACAUGCAGUAUAAUUUCAUUUCGCUAUUAUGAAAGGAAAUCGGAAUGAGUGCUGUGCUGUGAACAUAAGUUGUAUUUUGGAUGGUGAAUGAAUCUGUUUAUUCUGUUGUGAGUGUUGUUAUCUUGUGAAUGUGUACCCUGGACGAAUAAAAUAAAGAAAGUUAUGGAUUCAGAUCUAAAUCUUUCCACUCUGUAUUGUUUGUGUAGUUUCUAUCUACAGGGCCAUGCACAUGUAUUCACACCCUCUAUGUAAGGAACUGUAUGUGCUGUGUUCUUCUGAGAUGUAAUAACGUCAUCCCAGUGUUUAUGAUGGAAUAAAAUGGUUGCACUACGAUCUCAA
Ictalurus punctatus (channel catfish) is the source of this 5009-nucleotide messenger RNA. It is a transcript of the gene epn1b, whose product is annotated as epsin 1b. Gene Ontology annotation, cellular component: endosome; plasma membrane; clathrin vesicle coat. NCBI's taxonomy places the organism in Eukaryota, Metazoa, Chordata, Actinopteri, Siluriformes, Ictaluridae. Gene Ontology annotation, biological process: endocytosis. The record is from RefSeq and is a predicted model, not a curated record. Gene Ontology annotation, molecular function: phospholipid binding; clathrin binding. The transcript is spliced from 10 exons. Bases 317 to 1756 code for a protein of 479 amino acids.